AUGUCCGAUAACAAUCCCCAUCACCCUGGGGUACGCAGCUUGUUGGCUAAGUUUGAGGGCCAGAGCCCCGUCGCCUCACCUCCGCCUCGUGGCCGAUCCCCAACUGCGUCAGACUCGUCGGGAACAGUUCGGCGGCUGUCCAAGGUUCGAGCUAGCUUCAUCAAUGUGAACGGGGUUAUUCAGUCGAAUCCUGCUUCGCCUUUGAGGAAAACAAGUGGGCGCAGCGGUAGUCCGGGAAUCUUUGGACCGAAAAUCAACUCGGGGGAUGCGGAGUCAGGACGGCAGGUUGUGAUCUCCCCCACCCCACUCAGCCGCCUGGACCACACACAGCACGCGACUCUGGGGCAGACAAUAGCUGAGGGUCGACCGGAGGAAGCUAUUGGAACAAAGAGUGAACAGAAUAAUCCUGCCAAGGAGGAACCCACAGCGCGCACUGAGAAUGAACUUCGGUCGUAUAACACCUUACCAAAGCAGACAGAUGAGUCUACGGCCACAGAUUCCAAGUCGACAAUCUCAGACGCUCCUUCGCAAAAGUCAGAUUCGUCAGUUAUUAUCAAGAAGAAGUCUUCUUCCGUUGAAUCUGCCCGUAAUGCGGCGAGCAAAGCCGUGCCAACUACUGCAGCUUCAACUGAUGCGAAGCCUGUUGCUCACAAUUCAAGCUCCAAGCCCAUGGCCCGCGAAGUGGUUAAGGAACGCGCCAACUCCCUAUCCCAAAAACCAAGUCGUGUCUCACUGAAUCCCAAGAUAACAGCGCGGUCAACCCGCGGCCCGGCACUGGCACAAGGUACUUCAAAGCCACGUGCCGCAAGUGUAUCUAGCAAAUCAGGAAUGAAAUCCCCACCGAGACCUGUCCGUGUACCUGGCUCGGCAAAUGCUUCAACCCACGCACCUGCUGCUAAGCUAGGAAGCACAGGUGGUCCGAGCACUCGCACUACUACCAGUGCAUCAACCCUCACAAGAAAACCUUCAACCCUCAAAAGCGCAACUGGAGCUCAGCCGCGUGCCACUACUCCUACUACCAGCAGUCGCAGACAAUCUUCUCGCCCUUCGCCGCCCGCUCAAGCAGCUCAUGACAUAAGCACCAAGCCGGUGAAUGAGGGUUUCCUUGCGAGAAUGAUGCGUCCUACUGCUAGCUCAGCGAACAAGUCCCACCCCCAGGAAAAGACCGAUAUAACGCCUAUCACCAGAACAAACUCUGUUUCCAAGGCCACUAGGUCGUCAAUUGGGAGGGUGCCAGAUCGUGGCCCCCACCAGGUAAAGUCGAAGGGCACUGCCCUUCGACCCCAGAGUCAGAAAUCCCAGCCUCUGAGCAACGAACCUGCUCCACAGAAAGAUGGCCAUAGACCUUCCCAAAAGAAGGAGGAAAGUGUGAAAGAAAAAAUGGUGGAGCACAUCACAGCCAGUUCGAUGGAGGCUGUAACAGUGGAACAUCCCGAGGCUGCUGCCACACCAGUUGAGGAGCCUGGCCUGGAAAUUGCCAAUGCAUCUGCUAAGCCAACUGAGAGGUCGGUAGAAGUGCCUGAGCCGAUCGCCGAGGAGACAGUGGCUGAGAGCUACUCCGAUUCGGUUCCAGUCGAAAAUUCUACCGAGGUGUCAGCCGAGUCUAUCGAUUUCAAGGAAGUCCAGGCUUCAGCUGAGGCUGUGGUGGAUGCUCAUGUUAAGUCCCUGAUUGAGCCAAUCGCUGAAGAUGCCGAGGAAGAGAAGGCUGCUGAGACUUCUACCGCAACCGAAGAGACAGUCCCAGAGCCCGCGGCAAACCCGGCAGCUGACGAUCAAGUGGAGGUCGGUGAGACGCAAAAGACCUUGGUGCCUGAAUCAGAGGUUCUUGAAAAAGAAGACGAUGGGCCUGCAACUGAGGCUAACUUGAGCAAUGUCGGCAUCGAUAUUACCAAUUUGGCACAGAACUAG
Penicillium digitatum Pd1 is the source of this 1908-nucleotide messenger RNA. RefSeq lists its product as uncharacterized. The record is from RefSeq and is a predicted model, not a curated record. Lineage: Eukaryota; Fungi; Ascomycota; Eurotiomycetes; Eurotiales; Aspergillaceae.